This is a messenger RNA of Pseudovirgaria hyperparasitica, 1097 nucleotides long. RefSeq lists its product as uncharacterized. The record is from RefSeq and is a predicted model, not a curated record. Lineage: Eukaryota; Fungi; Ascomycota; Dothideomycetes; Acrospermales; Acrospermaceae. The transcript has a single exon. Bases 346 to 942 code for a protein of 198 amino acids.
GUAGCUGGCACUAGGGCAGUGGGCAGUGUGUAUUACUGUAGUAGUGUCUCGCUGUGGGGUCCUUGUACUAACUUACGGGGGGUUUGAGGCUUUGAGUUGAGGGUUUGUGCGAGCGGUGGGGAUCACUACAUGGAUGAAAGAGGAUCACCGGCACAGUGUGUUGAUCAGCGGCUGUGGACUCGACUUUACUUUGACCGCCAAGUACUAAUUACCUAGAACCCGACUACCUACACUGCUGACUCAGAGGUUCUCCAGCACAGGACAGGACAGGACAGGAGAGGCCCGAGUAUGGUAUGUUAAUCAUGGAGAGUACGGUAUACGGUCACGGUAUAGGAGUCAGUGAUCAUGAUAUGCGAGAUUAUCAUGGGCCCCGCCGUAAUAGCCACGGCUAGAACUCCCUCACAGUCACUGUCGAUGCACUCGCCUGUUGUUGUUGUUAUUGACUCUACUACUUCUUACCACUCACUCUGUGUGACGUGGAGGAUCCCAGUUGGGGGUUGCUGCAAGGUGCCACGGACACGGAUUCUUGGGGAUGCAUGCUCACGUGCGGCUGAUUCAUGCACGUCUCUGCGUUUCAAUAGUACACACACACUAUCAUCAGUACGCUAUGUGUGUGUGUGUUCCAGAUGUCCAUUUCUUACUCGUAUCUCGUCAGACCUUUGGCUUUUGUUUAGUGUGAUCCACAGUCGUGUGUGGCUCACACACACACAUACACACAUACACACAUACACAUGUGAAUAUGCCUCCUGCGCCUUAUGCUAUCUGCGAUCCACACGAUUCCACGCAUACAUGAACGGAGACUUUAUACAUCUCCUCCUGAUUGACAACAGCAACAACAACAACAACGACUACCACCGCCUCCAGACUCCAACCAACACAGUCAAUGGCACGCACGCUGAUAUGAAAAGCUACGGGAGCAAGUUGAAGUGCCCCGUAGAAUGAACGCUACGUGUUGAGGCUGUCGGGGGGAGCCAAGGCCUUGGUUGUAAAGACAGCGGACCUCGCGACAAGACCCUCAACACGAGCGAAAUGACACACCAGAACCUUUGAUGUUGAGAUCGCAGCUCCAAUGGCCUCCCGCACUAUGACACGAUGAC